AUGGCCACCAGACCUGACGAGUACAUUACUCUUGAUGGGAGAGUAACAAAUAACAUCCCAGAGGGAUACCAUGAGAUUGUUUUAAUGUACCGGAACAAGAGGAUUGACCUGAGAUCUGUACAUUAUAAAUGCAAGGCUAACAUGUCAAUACCUCACAAGAUGAUCAACAAUAAUAUGGUGAUCUCAUUAAAGCAUAUAAUAAAAUGGUGUAAUUAAAGAAAAAUUAUUUCACAAUAAUCAUUCUCUUGAAACAAAAUUGAUCAAAGAUAAUUUCAAGCAUUAUUGAAAAGAACAAUGCUAGAGAUUUCAUUUGAAAGAGCUAACACAAUUUGAAAAAAAAUCAGUACUUAAACAAUUUAACGUUCGACAUUUAAAGCUAUAAACAAAGAGAAAAUAUAAUAUCCAGCUAAAGCUACUGUAACGGUUAUUCAUAUGUACAUUGACAACACUUUUCUGUAGAACAUUGGUCCUAUCUGGGUACUUCUGCUUUUCCAACUCCUUCAAAUUCCCAUGCCAAAGAAGUCAGUUGAAGUAAUAUAUCAAACAUGAGAUGCAGUGUUUCAUCACCAGAUGAAACACCGAGAAGAGAGUUGAAAAUACGACGCGCAGCAGAGUAUUUUUGACGAACUUCGAGGUGUUUCAUCUGGUGAUGAAACACUGCAUCUCAUGUUUGAUAUUUCUUCUCAAACAAAAUCAUUUUUGAAGGAGAAAUUAAGGAUGCAAAUACUAAGCAGUGUUUCAUCCGAUUUCCAAACACUCAUUAAACAUUAAUUUCCUUUGUAUUUUCUUAAUGAAUUAUUAAUGAGUUUGAGAAUGCAUAAUCAAGAGACAGGAACAAUAUGACAGAGAGAUCAAGAUGAGAAGCUCACAAGAUUACCAAAAGAAAAGGUUCAUUUUUAUAAUGCUAUUUUUAAUCUAUGAACUGCUAAUUUUUGUAAAAAUAUUUUACAACUAAUAAUUAAGACAGGAAAAAUACAAAUGUAUAACGAUUGCUGCUAGGUAUAGUGCAGUUUACUACAACGAAAGUUAAAGUUAAGAAAUUGACAUCUAAAAUGUGAAUGACUGUAUUACUGUUUAGCACCUCUAUUUUACCUCUGUGGUCAGUGAAAACGCAACAAAUUGUUCAAAAAAAUUCAUUCAAAAGAAUGAGUAGUACUACAAAAGAGAAUGGUUUAUCUCAUAUUCUCUCUUACAAAUGAAAGGAAAAAAACAUGAAAAAACAUGAAAAAGAGAAGGAAUGUAUGAAGUCACUGAAGGCAGUUUCAGUAACAACAUCCUACUGUGGAACAGCUGGUUCUGAGUCAGAAGAAAGUGGUGACAGUGAAAAUUCAGAGGAUGAGUUACCUGAACCAGAUAACUACAUCUCCAAUUUAACAGACAGCAGCGGUGACGAUGAAUCAAGUGAUGAAGUGACAGACAGCCCUUCCCCACUGUACUUCCUAAAUGAUUGUGAAGGUACUGGGGGAUCAGUCUAUGAGGACCACGUAGUGGAGAUUGCUGCUGUUCUGCAGCCUCUGGCUGGCAAUGUAGAAACCAACAUCCCAUCAACAUUCCAGUCUGUCAUCAACACCUCUAAGAGAGUAUGAACACUAGGUUAGAGGUUGAAAGUAAUCAAUCAUGUGAAAUAAUGCUUUUUCCAUUUUUUAAUGUUUUUGUCUCAUUAAAGAUCAGUAAAAACAAGACUGAAUAGCAUUACAUGCAAUAUAUUUUGUUUUUCAGGUGUGAAAAAAUGUGGAAUAAAACAGACUGACCUUUUAAACCAACCAAAACUAUCAGAAGUACUUCCAAGGUUUAUAUCAUGGAUCAAAAAUCUGACAAAUGAGAUUUCCACAUUAACCAAGAGAAAAUACUUCCCAGGUACACAAAGUUGUACUACUUAAAUGAAAUGACAGUCCAUCUCUUGUCUACAAAAUUAAAUCAAAAUAGUCCAUUCUAGAUAAGAAAAAAGCACAAAGUCCAAAACCAUGUAAAAAUAAUGUCAUUUUAUUAAUAUAUCUUAUAGAUAUUUAUAAGGCUGAGAUCAGAAUUCUGAAAUAUAAGAAGAAGUGUUAUAGAAAUAGUGAUGACAAGCUACUACAAUAGAAAAAUAGGAAUGGGAUUGUUUCAUGAACAGUCAUUUACGUUACUGUUGUAUUUCUUUUUAGUACUGAUUGCGCAUAAUGGUUUUGUUUAUGACUUUCCACUCCUGUUUGCUGAGGUGGACAGACGAUAUCCCUGUUGA
Porites lobata is the source of this 2221-nucleotide messenger RNA. NCBI's taxonomy places the organism in Eukaryota, Metazoa, Cnidaria, Anthozoa, Scleractinia, Poritidae. The record is from the annotation of a GenBank genome assembly.